Lucilia sericata (common green bottle fly) is the source of this 1341-nucleotide messenger RNA. RefSeq names its product venom acid phosphatase Acph-1-like. Gene Ontology annotation, biological process: dephosphorylation. Gene Ontology annotation, molecular function: phosphatase activity. The record is from RefSeq and is a predicted model, not a curated record. The coding region runs from base 127 to 1254 and encodes 375 amino acids. Lineage: Eukaryota; Metazoa; Arthropoda; Insecta; Diptera; Calliphoridae. The transcript is spliced from 8 exons.
CUUAAUUAAAAGAUUUUAGUACAGCUAUACAGUUAGAUCUCACGAUCCACUUGUUUGCAUUGAAACAGUGAUGGGCAACUGAUUGUUGAGAGACGAAGUUUAGAACUAACAUUUGAUCUAACAACUAUGAAGUCGCCGUGUUUAUUGUUAAUUAUUUUAUUGUAUUUAAUACAAAAUUUACAAGUGGGGGCCUAUGAAACAACGAGGGAACCAAAGUUGGCUGCAGUAAAGCAAACGACUCUAAAGUUGGCACAUGUGCUUUUUCGUCAUGGCAUUAGAACCCCUGUUAAUACUUAUUCUAAUGAUCCUUAUAAAAAUGAAACCUUUUUCCCCUAUGGUUGGGGUCACUUAACUAAUAAUGGCAAACGAGAUCUUUAUCAAAUGGGCAAAUGGUUAGGCCGACGUUAUCAGGAGUUCUUAGCACCCUACUAUAAGCCAGAGUCAGUGUAUGCUAGAUCGACAGCCUCACCCCGCACUCUUAUGUCUAUGGCCACAGUAUUGGCUGGUAUGUUUCCUCCCAAUAACACACCCAUGAAAUGGAAUCCUAAAAUGAAUUGGCAGCCGAUACCGAUCUUUUCAGAACCUUUGGAUAAAGAUGUGGCAUUGCGUAUGCAGACUAAUUGUCGGGCCUACUCUGAAAUGGAAAGCAAGGUAGCACGACAAGAGAAACCUGAAGGUCUCUUUGAACAGUUAACCCAGGUAACGGGUGAUAAUGUGACCAAAUCUGGCGAUGUCAGCUCUAUAUUUAUAACGCUAUGGGCAGAGCAAUUAUAUGGCUUAAAAUUACCCGAUUGGACACGAAACUUAUAUCCCGAUAAAAUGCGUUAUAUGGCCGAACAAAGUUAUGUCGAUUUAGUGGUAACUCCCGAAAUGAAACGCAUUAAGGCAGGACCAUUUCUUGAAAUGUUGACCAAACAAAUGUUGGAUAAAGCUAAUGGUACGCUUAAGCCUAAGGAGAGGAAAAUGUUUAUUUAUAGUGCUCAUGAUUGGACUAUCACCAAUAUAUUGAUUGGUUUGAAUGUAUGGAAAAGGCAAAUGCCUAAUUUUGCGGCCUUAAUAUUGUUUGAAUUGCAUCAAGAUAGAGAUACUAAGGAAUAUUAUAUGGAGCUUUAUUUCCAAAAUGGUCCAAAAAAUGCUUUAGAAUCUUUAACUUUACCGGGCUGUAGUUUUCAGUGCCCCUUGACUAAGGUUAUGGAACUGCUACAAGAUGUUUUACCCACCGGUACUUAUGAUGAAAUGUGUGAGAAUCAAUAGCGAGAGAUUAAGCAGAAACAGCUCUGAUUAGAAUGUAAUCAGUAAAUUUUGUAUUAACGUCACUUUUACUUUUUGUUUAUUGAAACG